This is a messenger RNA of Prosopis cineraria, 1908 nucleotides long. RefSeq names its product squalene monooxygenase SE1-like. Gene Ontology annotation, cellular component: endoplasmic reticulum; membrane. Bases 131 to 1717 code for a protein of 528 amino acids. Gene Ontology annotation, molecular function: squalene monooxygenase activity; flavin adenine dinucleotide binding. The transcript is spliced from 8 exons. Gene Ontology annotation, biological process: sterol biosynthetic process. Lineage: Eukaryota; Viridiplantae; Streptophyta; Magnoliopsida; Fabales; Fabaceae. The record is from RefSeq and is a predicted model, not a curated record.
ACCGAAACUUCAAAAAAGGCACAAAGCGGCCAUCGAAGCAAUUUGCAAGAGCCAAGGGCCUCGCCGCCGUUCUUGUCCUACUUCGACCGUCGUCGUCGUUCCUGGAGGUGUCUCGGAUCCCCAUUCCGACAUGGCAGAUCAGUACACUCUUGGUUGGAUCUUUUGCUCUGGUUUGCUCGCCUUGGUUGCCCUCUACAAUUUGGUCUUUGCCAGGAAAAGCCGCAUUGUUUCUGCCGUCGCUUCACCUCAGUGCAUGGCUAGCAUAACCACUGCUGCCGGAGAAUGCAGAUCGAUUGACAGAAGCAGCGGUAAGAUUGACGUCAUUAUCGUCGGAGCUGGGGUUGCUGGCUCUGCCCUGGCGCACACUCUUGGCAAGGAUGGACGGCAAGUACAUGUCAUAGAAAGAGAUUUGAGUGAGCCCGACCGAAUUGUUGGGGAGUUGCUACAACCUGGGGGCUAUCUCAAACUAAUUGAGCUGGGGCUUGAAGAUUGUGUGCAGGAAAUUGAUGCUCAGCAAGUGUUUGGUUAUGCUCUGUACAAGGAUGGAAAAAAUACUCGACUCCCUUAUCCAUUGGAGAAGUUUCACUCAAAUGUUUCUGGAAGAAGCUUUCACAAUGGGCGUUUUAUUCAGAGGAUGAGGGAGAAGGCUGCCUCCCUUCCCAAUGUACAAUUGACGGAAGGAACAGUUACUUCCCUACUUGAAGAGAAUGGGACAAUUAGAGGUGUGCAUUACAAGACUAAAGAUGGCCAAGAAUUUUCAGCUUAUGCUCCUCUUACCAUUGUUUGUGAUGGGUGUUUUUCAAACUUGCGUCGUUCUCUUUGUAAUCCCAAGGUAGAAGUUCCCUCCUGUUUUGUUGGUUUAAUUUUGGAAAAUUGUGAACUUCCAUAUGCAAACCAUGGCCAUGUUAUCCUAGCAGAUCCUUCGCCAAUUUUGUUUUAUCCUAUAAGUAGAACGGAGAUUCGCUGUCUCGUUGAUGUACCUGGUCAGAAGGUUCCUUCAAUUUCGAACGGUGAAAUGACUAGGUAUUUGAAGACAAUGGUAGCUCCACAGAUCCCAUCUGAGCUUCAUGAUGCCUUUAUAGCCGCGGUGGAGAAAGGCAAUGUGAGGACAAUGCCAAACAGAAGCAUGCCGGCAGCCCCUUAUCCUACUCCUGGAGCCCUUCUGAUGGGAGAUGCAUUCAACAUGCGCCAUCCUCUAACUGGGGGAGGAAUGACUGUGGCAUUGUCUGAUAUAGUUGUGCUCCGGAAUCUUCUCAAGCCUUUGCGUGACCUAAACGAUGCAUCCACGCUUUGCAAAUAUCUCGAGUCCUUUUAUACAUUGCGGAAGCCAGUGGCAUCCACUAUAAAUACGUUGGCGGGAGCCCUGUACAAGGUAUUUAGUGCAUCUCCUGACGAGGCGAGGAGUGAAAUGCGCCAAGCAUGCUUUGACUAUUUAAGUCUUGGAGGUGUAUUCUCGGAAGGACCAAUUUCGUUACUUUCUGGAUUGAAUCCCCGCCCCUUGAGCUUGGUUCUCCAUUUCUUCGCUGUUGCAAUAUACGGUGUUGGCCGUUUGCUGAUUCCAUAUCCCUCGCCCAAUCGGGUUUGGAUCGGAGCACGAUUGAUAUCCAGUGCUUCAGGAAUAAUCUUCCCCAUAGUCAAGGCUGAAGGAGUUCGCCAGAUGUUCUUCCCUGCAACUGUCCCAGCUUAUUACAGAACACCUCCGUCUAAACAGGAGUGAAUAUGGGCGAAACUUAUCUGUAAGUCAAGGUUCUCUCAAAACGUGUCUUUUCACUAUUUGAUGCUUCCAGGCUUGAGUAAUCCUUCUGUAUUUGAUGCAUCUUAUGGCUCCUUUCCGGCAAAUUUAACUUCGGAUCUUGUCCAUCCGGGCAUCCUCCAUUUCAUAUUAUCUCUAUGCUGAUUACUAGCUCA